Hibiscus syriacus is the source of this 1278-nucleotide messenger RNA. RefSeq names its product trichome differentiation protein GL1-like. Lineage: Eukaryota; Viridiplantae; Streptophyta; Magnoliopsida; Malvales; Malvaceae. Gene Ontology annotation, molecular function: DNA-binding transcription factor activity, RNA polymerase II-specific; RNA polymerase II cis-regulatory region sequence-specific DNA binding. Gene Ontology annotation, biological process: regulation of DNA-templated transcription. The record is from RefSeq and is a predicted model, not a curated record. Gene Ontology annotation, cellular component: nucleus. The coding region runs from base 167 to 1114 and encodes 315 amino acids. The transcript has 2 exons.
CCUAAACCAACCGCACUUCCUUGUUUCAUUGUUUUCCCUCUUUGCUCCUUUAUAUAUCUUCUUUGGGGGCUUCUAUUUUGCCGUGCUUCAUGACAAGUUGUGCAGCUCGGCUGAUCUCCCCCUAGCUAGCUCUUGUGAUCAUUAACAUAUCCAUCUUAAUUUAUCAAUGGAGGAUUCGGGAGCUGCCUCUAGUGAUGACGUCAACAAGACUUGUCCUCGAGGACACUGGAGACCUGCAGAGGACGAAAAGCUUAGGCAGCUUGUUGAACAGUAUGGUGCACAGAACUGGAACUCUAUUGCAGAAAAGCUUCAAGGAAGAUCAGGGAAGAGCUGCAGAUUGAGGUGGUUUAAUCAACUUGAUCCUAGAAUCAAUAGAAGGCCAUUUACAGAAGAAGAAGAAGAGAGGCUGUUUGCUGCUCAUCGUAUCCAUGGGAACAAAUGGGCAUUAAUAGCUAGAUUAUUUCCUGGUAGAACCGAUAAUGCAGUAAAGAAUCACUGGCAUGUUAUAAUGGCUAGGAAACAAAGAGAACAAUCCAAGCUGAGCGGGAAGAGAAGUUUUCGAGAUGCCUUUAGCUCUACCGUUUUUAGUACUUCAAGGAAAUUAACGAGAUGCCAAGAGGCAUUCAGCUCGAGAAUUGGGUUUGGAGACAGUAGGGUUUUUGAGUUUCAAAACCAAGGUAAAGAGAGGGCUUUCUUAGUCUCAUCCACAUCAACUACUUCUUCACCAUCUUGGAAUUUCGCUUCACCAACAAUGGUGGCUUCAAACAAUUCAUCUUCAGUCGCACAGUUGUGGAUACGAGAUGGAAAGAGUCAUUUGCUGCCUUCUGCUUCUAGUUAUUAUUACCAUUCAAAUGCUUCAGCAUAUUGUAGCAGCUUCAGAAAUUCAACUGCAUUUGGAAUCCAAAAUUACAGAAGGGUCUUUCCAAGUUCUUUAUACCUCAAACAUGAAAGCAACGCUGGUGCGAUGGUGAAGGAGUUGUUGAGCAUAAACGAUAAUGCACCCAAGUCUGCAAAUGCCAGAGCCAGUAAUUCUCGGCAGGAGAAAGAAGAUGAACCAGACAACACAAAGGAUGUUACUUUCAUAGAUUUUCUUGGUGUCGGUAUUUCUUCUUAAUCAUAAAAAAAAACCCAUCUUUUUUAACUAUUUUUCCUCCUAGUAUACGUAACAGUUCUAGCUUUGGUUUUCCAGCUCAUCAUUAUGAUCAUAUAUGUUCAAAAGUAACAUGCAAAAGUUAGCAGAAAAGACGAUGAUAGCUUUUUAGCAGUUAGAGAAGAAAA